Molecule: messenger RNA, 546 nt
Organism: Miscanthus lutarioriparius
Lineage: Eukaryota; Viridiplantae; Streptophyta; Magnoliopsida; Poales; Poaceae
Source: the annotation of a GenBank genome assembly
AUGGAUUUCCAUGAAAAGGAUGCGCACAGGCACAGCUCUGAUGAGCAUGACCCUGCUCCGCUCCCUCUCGUCCGCCUGAACCACGUCUCGUUCCAGUGCGAGUCCGUGGAAGCAUCGGUCGGCUUCUACCAGCGUGUGCUUGGCUUCGAGCUCGUCAAACGCCCGGCGUCCCUCGACUUCAGAGGAGCAUGGCUGCACAAGUACGGCAUGGGGAUACAUCUACUGCAGCGCGGCUCGGAUUCCAGCGCUCCGGCUGCGGCUGCUGCAAGACCGCCGGCGAUCAACCCCAAGGGCAACCACAUUUCCUUUCAGUGCACGGACAUGGCGCUCAUGAAGGCGAGGCUGGGCGACAUGGGGCUGGAGUUCGUCGCGGCGCGGGUGCGGGACGGCGAGACGGUGGUGGAGCAGCUCUUCUUCCACGACCCGGACGGCAAUGUGAUCGAGGUCUGCGACUGCGAGAAGCUCCCCGUGAUACCCCUCGCCGAUGCAGGCGCCGCCGGCCUUCCCAAUCUGCUGCUGCCGGUGGAAACGAACGUGCAUGGUUAG